This is a messenger RNA of Trachemys scripta elegans, 1634 nucleotides long. Its product is annotated as butyrophilin subfamily 1 member A1-like. The record is from RefSeq and is a predicted model, not a curated record. NCBI's taxonomy places the organism in Eukaryota, Metazoa, Chordata, Testudines, Emydidae. Bases 1 to 678 code for a protein of 225 amino acids. The transcript has 6 exons. Gene Ontology annotation, molecular function: protein binding.
AUGCCCAAAGACAGUGAAUGCCCCUUCGAGCUCUCGGCCACAAAGUCCAAAUUACUGGAAUCAUUGCUGGAAAAGAUGACCUCAAAAAAAUGGAACCCAGGUGGGAAAGAAAAUGAAGAAGAGUGGAGAAGGGCUCGCACCUAUGCAGAUGACAUCACUCUUAAUCCAGACACAGCCCACUCCAACCUCUCCAUUUCUGAGGAUAAGAAGAAAUUUAUUCAUGAACCCCAACCUCAAAAAGUUCCACCAACUCCAGAGAGGUUCGAUUCGACUGCCUGUGUGUUAGGCUCUGAAGGAUUCUCCUCUGGAGAGCACUACUGGGAGGUGGACGUCGGGAGCAGCAAGGACUGGGACCUGGGUGUGGCGAGAAAAUCUAUAGAGAGAAAAGGAAAACUUUCCCUGUCCCCUAAAGCAGGAUUCUGGGCUCUGGGUUGGAGUGGGAAAGAUUACUGUGCAAAAACAGAUCCAUGGACCCGGGUAAUGGUGCAAAAAAAGCCUGAGAAAAUUGGAGUUUACCUUCGUUACCAAGAGGGGCAGGUGACCUUUUUCAAUGCAACUGACAUGUCUGUGUUGUUCACAUUUAACGAUUGUUCAUUCUCAGGAGAGGUUUAUCCAUUCUUUAAAAGUUCCCACAAAAAAACAUCAAUGAGAAUUUGUUCUAUAAGAGAAGAUAAAUGAGUUUAAAGUGGCACUGCCACUCACUUAUCCCACUGUAUCUUUGAAAUCCAAUUUCCCAUCAACGAAUUUAAAUUACAUUUUGCCUGUCUAUUAAUUCUGUGGUGCCAUCUCUAGAACAGCGUUGUUAUUCAUUUUAUGGUAGUGAACCUAUGACAUGAAGUUUCUCUCCAAUAAAAUUUGAACUGUAAUUUUUACUCUGUACUUUGUGAGCUGUCAUCUUAAUUACUUGCUUUCAACAACAAAUGAUUUUUUGUUACUUCUGACAAAUACUGUUAUUUGACUAGGCUGUUAAGGAAAGGAUAUUAGUAUUGUAGAUUUUCAAUACAAAUCAGUGCCCGCAAUUAGGUUUUCAAGAUUUUCAAGAGCUCAGCUGCCAUUUACCCAGCAUGAAAAUCCUUAAGCAACCUGACAAAAACUGUCACAGUGGGAGCUGCUGGGUGGAUAUUAAUGGGAGAAAAAUCCAUCCUGUCUCACACAUUUAUUUUUCUCUUAGAGACACACCACCACCAAACUUAUAACUAAUGUAGGGCUUGUGACUGGCCUGUGUUAGCUACAGAGCAGGGUAAGGGAAUAUAAAAUACCCCCCAUCCCUCUACACAGCCAUGCAGGACUUACUGUAAUAAUUGCAAGGCAGCUGCACCUCUGACCCCUUCCCAGUCCCUCUGAGAGCUCCCACCCUGUGACCUCUUGCUCUCACCUGUCUCAAGAUAGAAUCUCAUGAGUCUUCAACACUUAGAUGGGGAUCUGACUAUAGUAACUCAGCCAUACCAUCCACUUACCGUACCACCCUUCAGUUCAUUCUUAGACUGGGCACCUUCUUGAUCCUCCAUUUAGGAAACUGUGACCAAUGAAAUGGACCAAAAGCCUUUUAAAAACUAAGUGUUUUUAUUUAGCAGUUGUGUAGUUUGUAGAAAUAGAGCAAUAUCCCUUUAAAUAGUCGAUGAGCCUUUUGUUUG